Messenger RNA from Anolis sagrei ordinatus, 4771 nucleotides. It is a transcript of the gene XPO7, whose product is annotated as exportin 7. The record is from RefSeq and is a predicted model, not a curated record. Gene Ontology annotation, molecular function: nuclear export signal receptor activity; small GTPase binding. NCBI's taxonomy places the organism in Eukaryota, Metazoa, Chordata, Lepidosauria, Squamata, Anolidae. Gene Ontology annotation, biological process: protein export from nucleus. Gene Ontology annotation, cellular component: nuclear pore; cytoplasm.
GCCCAUGCGGCGGCGCCGGCCUUCCUCGCUCGCCCUAUCAGCGCCGCUUACGCCAAUUGCGUGGGGGAGGCGGGCGCCACUGCGCAGGCGCGGCAGCCUCGGCUUGGGGGCAGGCCGCAACGGCGGCGAGAGCGAGCGAGCGAGAGCAGAACAUGAAUGGAGCAAAAUGGCGGAUCAUGUGCAGAGUCUAGCCCAGCUAGAGAACCUGUGCAAGCAGCUGUACGAGACGACAGACACGACGACGCGGCUGCAGGCGGAGAAGGCCUUGGUGGAGUUCACCAAUAGCCCAGACUGCUUGAACAAGUGCCAGCUUCUUCUCGAAAGAGGGAGUUCAUCUUACUCCCAGCUAUUGGCAGCUACAUGCCUUACGAAACUGGUGUCGCGCACAAACAACCCUUUGCCCUUGGAACAGCGGAUAGACAUCCGAAACUAUGUGCUCAACUACCUGGCCACCAGGCCCAAGCUGGCAACCUUUGUGACCCAAGCCCUAAUCCAGCUCUAUGCCAGGAUCACAAAGCUGGGCUGGUUUGACUGCCAGAAGGACGAAUAUGUUUUCAGAAACGUCAUCACGGACGUCACAAGGUUUUUACAGGACAGUGUAGAGCACUGCAUCAUAGGAGUGACCAUUCUCUCUCAACUGACGAAUGAAAUUAACCAAGUAAGUGCUACAGCAUUCCUCAGCGAAGCAGACACUACGCACCCUUUGACCAAGCACAGGAAAAUAGCCUCUUCAUUCCGGGAUUCUUCAUUAUUUGAUAUCUUCACGCUCUCCUGCAAUUUGUUAAAACAGGCGUCGGGUAAAAACCUGAACUUGAAUGAUGAAAGCCAGCACGGCCUCCUCAUGCAGCUCCUUAAGCUUACACACAACUGCCUGAACUUUGACUUCAUUGGUACGUCGACAGAUGAGUCCUCGGACGACCUCUGCACCGUGCAGAUCCCCACCAGCUGGAGAUCAGCAUUUCUAGAUUCCUCAACCUUACAGCUGUUUUUUGACCUGUACCAUUCCAUCCCUCCCACGUUUUCACCUCUGGUCUUAUCAUGUCUAGUGCAAAUCGCUUCUGUCCGUAGGUCCUUAUUUAACAAUGCAGAAAGAGCAAAAUUUUUGUCUCAUCUCGUUGAUGGUGUCAAGCGAAUACUGGAAAACCCCCAGAGCUUGUCAGACCCCAACAACUACCAUGAGUUCUGUCGGCUGCUUGCGCGGCUGAAGAGCAACUACCAGCUGGGGGAGCUGGUGAAAGUGGAAAACUACCCAGAAGUCAUCCGACUCAUCGCCAACUUCACAGUGACCAGUUUGCAGCACUGGGAAUUUGCCCCCAACAGCGUCCACUACCUGCUCAGCCUGUGGCAGCGGCUGGCAGCCUCAGUUCCCUACGUCAAAGCCACGGAGCCGCACAUGCUGGAGACCUACACGCCCGAAGUCACCAAAGCAUACAUCACCUCCAGGCUGGAGUCUGUGCACAUCAUACUAAGAGACGGCUUGGAGGACCCUCUGGACGACACGGGUUUGGUGCAGCAGCAGCUUGACCAGCUCUCCACCAUCGGGCGCUGCGAGUACGAGAAGACUUGUGCCCUCCUUGUGCAGCUGUUUGACCAGUCGGCCCAGUCCUACCAGGAGCUGCUGCAGAGCGCCACUGCCAUCCCAGUGGAUGUCGCUGUGCAGGAAGGGCGCCUGACGUGGCUGGUCUACAUCAUCGGGGCGGUGAUCGGGGGACGGGUGUCGUUUGCCAGUACAGACGAGCAGGAUGCCAUGGAUGGUGAACUGGUUUGCCGGGUCCUUCAGCUCAUGAACCUGACAGACUCACGCCUGGCCCAGGCGGGCAAUGAGAAGCUGGAGCUGGCCAUGCUGAGCUUCUUUGAGCAGUUCCGGAAAAUCUACAUCGGAGAUCAGGUGCAGAAGUCCUCUAAGCUCUACCGCCGGCUCUCAGAGGUUCUUGGGCUGAACGAUGAGACCAUGGUCCUGAGUGUCUUCAUUGGGAAAAUCAUCACCAACUUGAAAUACUGGGGGCGGUGUGAGCCAAUCACCUCCAAGACACUACAGCUUCUCAAUGACCUCUCCAUUGGCUACAGCAGCGUGAGGAAACUGGUGAAACUGAGCGCUGUGCAGUUCAUGCUGAACAAUCACACCAGUGAGCACUUUUCUUUCUUGGGCAUCAACAAUCAGUCCAACCUGAGCGACAUGAGAUGCCGGACAACCUUCUACACGUCUCUUGGGCGCCUCCUCAUGGUGGAUCUUGGGGAGGAUGAAGACCAGUACGAGCAGUUCAUGCUGCCCCUGACAGCCGCUUUUGAGACCGUGGCCCAGAUGUUCAGCACCAACACUUUCAAUGAGCAGGAGGCCAAAAGAACCUUGGUGGGCCUCGUGAGGGACCUAAGGGGCAUCGCCUUUGCCUUCAACGCCAAGACCAGCUUCAUGAUGCUCUUCGAAUGGAUCUACCCUUCCUACAUGCCCAUCCUGCAGCGAGCGGUGGAGCUCUGGUACCACGACCCAGCCUGCACCACCCCAGUGCUCAAGCUGAUGGCCGAACUGGUACACAACCGGUCCCAGAGGCUGCAGUUUGACGUCUCCUCCCCCAAUGGCAUCCUGCUCUUUCGGGAAACCAGCAAAAUGAUCACGACCUACGGGAACCGCAUCCUGACCCUGGGGGAGGUCCCAAAGGAUCAAGUAUACGCCUUGAAGCUGAAAGGGAUCUCCAUCUGCUUCUCCAUGUUGAAGGCUGCGCUGAGCGGCAGCUACGUCAACUUUGGGGUAUUCCGCCUUUAUGGAGACGAUGCACUGGACAACGCCUUGCAGACCUUCAUCAAGCUGCUACUCUCCAUCCCCCACAGUGACCUCCUGGACUACCCUAAACUCAGCCAGUCCUAUUAUUCGUUGCUGGAAGUCCUCACCCAAGACCACAUGAACUUUAUUGCUAGCUUGGAGCCCCAUGUCAUCAUGUAUAUUCUCUCUUCCAUUUCGGAAGGUCUCACAGCACUCGACACCAUGGUCUGCACAGGUUGCUGCUCCUGCCUGGACCACAUUGUCACCUAUCUCUUCAAGCAGCUCUCCCGCAGCACCAAGAAGAGGGCUGCCCCACUGACCCAGGAGAGCGACCGCUUCUUGCACAUCAUGCAGCAGCACCCAGAGAUGAUCCAGCAGAUGCUCUCAACUGUGCUGAAUAUCAUCAUCUUUGAGGACUGCCGGAAUCAGUGGUCCAUGUCCCGGCCGUUGCUCGGCCUGAUCCUGCUCAAUGAAAAGUAUUUCUCAGACCUCCGGAACAGCAUUGUGAACAGCCAGCCACCAGAGAAGCAGCAAGCAAUGCAUCUCUGCUUUGAGAACCUCAUGGAGGGCAUUGAGCGCAAUUUGUUGACCAAGAAUCGGGACAGGUUUACGCAGAACCUGUCUGCCUUUCGGCGGGAGGUGAACGACUCCAUGAAGAACUCCACUUACGGGGUAAACAGCAACGACAUGAUGAGCUGACAUUUUGCGCGAAGCCUUUCUCUGGCCGCCGUGGGCCGGGGAGGUUGACUUUUCCGAUGGAAAGACAAAAGGGCAUUUGUGAUCCCUGCUGGUCCCUGGGGCUGGGCUGCAGGAGGAGGAGGAGGAGGAAGGGGUGAGUGGGGCCUCCUCUGUGGUGGGGCGGGGGCUUUUUCAUCCCUUGGGGGGAGCGCGGCAGCCAGCGGAGGAGGCCGGCCCCUCCCCGGGCGAAUGUCAUAGAGAGGGACCCUGCGUCCUGCCGCAGCCUGCCUUGUAUAAACAUGUACAUUUUUUCAUAACAUUUUGAACAAGGUUUAUAUUGACUCAAGUUUAAAAAAAAAACAACAGAAGUGUGACUGAAAUUUUUACAGAGUUUAGUGCACCAAUGCUGACAAUGUGAGGGUUGUGUGUGAGUGAGGAAGCCGAGGGGAGGGGGGGGACGGUAGGGAGGGACGGGGUGCAGAGCUAUAUUUAGUAAGGAGCGCAAAGGGGGGAGGGAUGGGGGAGGGAGGGGCACAAGACCCGUGUAAAGUUCCAAAUGUAUAUUUUUCUUAUACAUCCCCUCCCGACUCCUCCCCCCGCCCCAGCCUUCCCGCUUGUUAGGAACUCAAAGCCAUGCUCCAUCCAUGCUGUUCCCUGCCUGUGUAUGUCUCCUGUCUGGCUCGCCGUGCGCGCUUUCUCAGGCUGGCUUCUAAGGGCCGGCCAUAGAAAACCUGUGCUGGUGAUGGUGUCUGUCCUGCCCUCCUUUUCACACAUUGCACCCCUCAUUUCCUGUCUGUAUGGAUCCUCCUUAUUUCUGAAUUAGUAGAGAACCUGCUGCUCGAGGGGCCACAUUAGCAUCUCCCUCCCAAAAAAACCAAUGGGGUAUUUUGCGUUGCCUGCCUAUCUGCAAAGACAAGCGUUCCCAGGUGGCCGUCUGCAGUGCGGACUGGGUUUGGGGUGGCUGUCUGCCAGGGCAGGGGCUUGACCCAGUGGGAGCCCCACUUUGGGCAUUGAAGCUUCCUUGGGAGUCAGUGAUGAGGGGGAGGGAGACGUUUGCCUUGCACCUUCCCCGUCCUCCUUGCUGCUAGUUCUGUGCACCCCCUUUCCCCCCAUUGUCUUGGCUCCACUUCCCAGAGAGCACCUCCCCAGUUGUUUAUUUUCUUCCUUCCCCCCUUUUCCGUUGGCGAUUGAUUGUGUGUUGGGUCCUUUUUUUUUCUUUUUUUUUGCGUGAGCAGAUUGCUGGAUGACGACUUGUAAGGGCGUUUGCUGCAUACAGUGUAAGCAUUGUGGCUGCAAAUAAACUUCAGUGGUUUCUACUGAGCUGUGUGGAACCAG